Molecule: messenger RNA, 1226 nt
Organism: Pogonomyrmex barbatus (red harvester ant)
Lineage: Eukaryota; Metazoa; Arthropoda; Insecta; Hymenoptera; Formicidae
Gene: Psf2
Product: DNA replication complex GINS protein PSF2-like protein
Biological process (GO): DNA replication; double-strand break repair via break-induced replication
Cellular component (GO): nucleus; GINS complex
Source: RefSeq, a predicted model, not a curated record
AUAAUAAUACAAAUUAUUAUAUUAUUACCUUAUUUUAGAGGCAAAAAGUUUAACUAACGCGAUUACAAGGAACAAAUUAUUAUCUUACUGUCAUUAUAUAAUAAAUUUUUUAGGCGAAAAUAAAAGUGCGAAAAGCUGUGGCGCUCAAAAUGCAACAAGUAGCGGGAAAAUAUGGCGGCGGCUACAGUGACGCUCUGUUCCGUGCUUUCCCGCCUUUUUCGAUUUAUCAUGUGUAGAUCAUAGAUGAAUACGUUGAAGUCGGUGUGUCAGUGUGUCGAGUCAAAAUCGUCCGGAAUGCGUUAAGAAACUACUGAGAUAUUAAAUUCUAAGUGCGCGAGGAAUCAAGGAACGUCCGAUUUAAGGUUUAGAACGAAGUAUGGAUCCGAGCGAGGUCGAAUUCCUCGGUGAGAAACAAUUGGUUAGCAUAGUUCCGAACUUCAAUUCCGACGUGAUCUACCUGAUCUCGGGUUCGGUGGGACCGUUUCGCGCUGGUCUACCCGUCAAGGUGCCGAUCUGGCUCGCUGUGUGUCUGAAACAGAAGCAGAAGUGUCGUAUCGUUAGUCAAGAAUGGAUGGACAUCGAGGACUUGAACGAGCGAAAGGAGAUGGAGAAGAUGUCCAAGUUGUUUACAGAGAUGCCAAGUUGUCAUUAUAUGGAUGAGAGUCAAAUCUUGCUAAAUGUGGCAAACGAUGAUAUUCCUGACGCAGAUGGAAUCAGAAUCGCUGUGAAGGACAUAUGGGAUACAAGAAUGUCUAAAUUGCGCACAUCCGUUGAUGCUUUUGUAAAGAGUGAAGGAGUGCAUGCGAGAUUGGAUCAUCUUACUGCUAUGGAGAUCAAUGGUAUACGUCCACUAUUGCCACAUGCGUUAGAUCAAAUGUUACGGAUACAGGCUGCGAAUAUAGGAGAAACAAAUUCUCAGCAAAGUGGAAGUAAUAGUGCAAGUAGUAGUAGUACCUAUUAAUAGUAAUGGUAAUAGUGUGUGUAUAAAUAGUAUGUAAUAUCUAGUUAUUUAUAUUAAUGCUAUUAUGAUAUUAUCAAUAGAGAGAUGAUUAUUUUUAUAAUUUUUAUACAAUUUAAGUGUUUCAAUCAAGAAAUCACAUUUAAUAUUUUAUUUUCUAUAUGUAUGUUAUAAUAUAUAUAAAUCUUAAUAUGUACUUUAGUAUUUGAAUAUUCAAAUGUAUUGGAUCACAUAGUACAGAUAUAGGAAAUAAAGAAGUAUUUAAAAC